AUGUCACCGAAGAAAAAACAAAGCGUAAAUCGAACAGGAGUUUAUUAUUUGGCUGAUGAACAUCGAAAACUUUAUCCGGCUUAUUCACGAAUGUCAAUUCAUGAUUUGAUUAUACUUUUAUUACCUCGUUGGCGUUCAAUGACACUUGUAGAAAGAAAACCUUAUGAAGAUUUAGCUAAACAAUAUAAACGUACACGUAUGUUAAAUAAUGAAAAAGUUAUAACACCUGUUAUACCAUCUAGUGAAGAAGUAUUAUUUAUUGAAAAGAAUAGUACUGAAAAUAAAUUUUUAGAUUCAUAUUUUUCUACUGAUCUUAUUAAUAUAUUUAAAAGAAAUUUAUUUUUUGUAACAUUUCAAAUUUUUUGUCGAACUGAUGAUGAAGAUGGUGGUGAUUAUUAUCCAGCUGAAAUAGCAAUUAUGAAAUAUUCAUUUUAUGAAAGUAUUAAACAAGAAUAUUUUACAAUAAUUAAACCAGAAAAAUUUCCUGUUGGUUAUACUGGUACAGCUAUUGAUUUAUCUCGUGAAACACAUCAAAUUCCACCAUUUGAUUUUGUUGGUGCUAAUGGAGAUUAUAAACGAAUAUGGCAAGAAGUCAAACGAGUAAUUGGUGAUUCAAUUAUUGAUUCAUCUAUCAAUGAACCAAUUAUAAUAUUUUGUAAUGCAUUUGAACGUGAUCAAACAACUUAUCUUCUUAAUUGGCUUGUAUCCAAAGGCAAUAAUAAUGAACAACAACAAACAUCAAAACCUUUUUUUCGUAUUUGUUCAUUUGAAGCUUUAGCUGCUGCAAUACUUCGUCGUCUUGGUAUUGGUGAUUUUGCUCAUCAAAGUGUUCGAGAACAAUUACGUCGGCCUGUUUAUACAAUGCAAGUUAAAGAACGAUGUAUUUAUCAUGAUUCAUUAGCUAUACAAUAUUGUUCUCGUGCUAUUAAUCACGGUUUUAGUCUUUUUCUUGAUGGAUUUGUUCGACAACGGUUUAUUGAAUCAUUUUCUUCACAUGUUCAAAAUGAAAUAAUUGAUAAAAAUUUAUCAAAAUUAUCACCAAUAAAUAAUAUUAUGUGUGAAAUUAAAUCAAUAAGUAAUGAAUCAAUACUAUCAGGAAUCGAUUCAAUUAGUUCAACAUAUAUUGAAAAACAAAAAAAUUUACGUGUUUUAACACAACAACAAAAAACAAAUAAAUUAGAUACAAUUAAAUUAGGAACAAUAGGUUCAAAUGUAUUUGUUCAAUCAUCAUCAACAAAUGUUUCUUCUUCAACAGAUCAACAAAUAAGCAAUUUAUCAAUGAAGAACAAAUUAUUAAAAUUGUCAAAACAACGAGCAGCACCUUCAAUUGAAAUUGAUGGUCAUUGGUCAAAAUCUUCAUCAUAUAACAAUAAUACUAAUAAUGAAGAUCAAUAUAUAUCAACAGGUCGUGGUAUAAGAAAACCAGUCAAAUAUUCAUCUACAAUAAAUAGUAAUGAUUCAGAUAGAUAUAUUUUUGUGAAUAAUAUUGGUCGUGGUCGUCGUACUAGUUUUAUACCGUCGAUGCCAGGACUUUUCAAGUUAAUGCAAUAG
This is a messenger RNA of Rotaria sordida, 1551 nucleotides long. The record is from the annotation of a GenBank genome assembly. Lineage: Eukaryota; Metazoa; Rotifera; Eurotatoria; Philodinida; Philodinidae.